Loa loa (African eye worm) is the source of this 2388-nucleotide messenger RNA. RefSeq lists its product as hypothetical. The record is from RefSeq and is a predicted model, not a curated record. Bases 1 to 2112 code for a protein of 703 amino acids. The transcript is spliced from 10 exons. Gene Ontology annotation, molecular function: protein binding; GTPase activator activity. NCBI's taxonomy places the organism in Eukaryota, Metazoa, Nematoda, Chromadorea, Rhabditida, Onchocercidae. Gene Ontology annotation, cellular component: nucleus.
AUGUCUGCUUUUGUCAUACCAUCUGUCCCAAUAUCACAUCUUACUAAAAUGCAAAUGCAACGUACUACACAAUACAAUUAUAGUAAUAGUAAUAAUAGUAGUAAUAGUAGUUGUAGUAGUAGUAAUAAUACGACAGGAUAUUCAAUAUCAUCACCAGUUUAUACGGUUUCGAAUAGUUUUAUAUCCGGUAAUAAUGGUACGCCACAUUUUCAAUCUUCACCACGUGCAUCCAUUAUGAAUCCUAUUCAAACUGAUCAAGCAUUAUUUGUUAAAGAUGAAACAUUUGAUAAUCAAAUAUCAUUGCAACCAUCUUUAAUAGCAACAACUUCAUCAACUCAUCAUCCAUUAACGCCAUCAUCCACUCCAACAACACAACGACGAAAUCGUCGAAUUUCCAAUUUAUUUCAACGACCUAAAGAUCAUGGACAUGAUGAUAAGUCGCAUCGAUCAGCAGCUGAGAUCAGUAUGGGUAUGGGUCGGGCUAUACCUGUGAAACAAGGUCAUUUAUAUAAAAGGAGUAGUAAGACAUUGAAUAAGGAAUGGAAAAAGAAAUAUGUUUGUCUUCAUUCCAAUGGUCGUCUUUCUUAUCAUCAAACUUUAAAAGAUUAUAUGGAAAAAGAUACAAAUGGAAAGGAAGUAUUUUUGGGAUUAGCAACGGUACGCAUUGCUGGACGUCAAAGGCCACGAAAUACACAACGUAUCCAUACGCAAAUGAUUCCAGAAUCUAAUCGAGAUUAUCAAUUUGUUAAGGAUGUCAGUUGCAAAAAAGAAUCGCACGAUUUAAAUGUAAUGCGACAUACAGUUGGUGUUGCAAGUACAAGCGAUAUAAGUAUUUCUACGGGUCAGGAUAACAAAGCAUUCGCUGAUGAACAGUGCAUGAAUGGUGAAGGAACAUCCGGUGGUAGUGAUGAUCAGCAACAAAAUGUACAACCUUUGAUUACAAGUGCAAGCAGUUCAGUUGUAACUACCCCAGCUUCUGUUACUACUAGUGCUAGUAAGAAAAAGAAAGGUCAUCGCCGGCUUGGAUCGGCUGCAAAAAAUGAUGAAGAAGAUGAUUGUGAAUUUGAAAUUAUUACAUGUGAUCAAAAACGUUGGGAAUUUUCGGCCACCUCAGUUGAGGAACGUGAUGAAUGGGUUGCUGCCAUUGAAGAAUUAAUUGAGAAAUCGUUGCAAGCUCAAAUGAGUCAGAAGCAACAAGAUAGUAGUCGUGGCCAUGGAAACAAAACUGAAGUGCAAGCUUUGCGGCUAAUACCAGGUAAUGAUAGUUGUGCCGAUUGUGAUACACCAAAGCCAGACUGGGCUUCGCUUAAUUUGGGAACAUUAAUUUGCAUUGAAUGCUCAGGAAUUCAUCGAAAUCUUGGCUCACAUAUUUCAAAAGUCCGUUCACUUGAUCUGGAUGAUUGGCCAAUGGAGUAUUUAAACGUCAUGGAAGCGAUUGGUAAUAAAAAAGCAAAUGCUGUUUGGGAAUAUAACGCUCCAGCAGGUAGAAAACCACAGGCAACCGCAUCACGGGAAGAAAAAGAGAAAUGGAUUAAGGUGAAAUAUGAAGGGAAACGUUUCCUUCCACUCAUCACAACUGAUAUACCGCUUGGCCGACAACUACUUGAUGCUGUUUUCAAUAAUGAUCUCAGUGCACUUUUACCAAUUUUACCACGUUGUAGUACUUCUGAUCUUCGAACAACGGUUGACACGACUGAUAGGCGUACUGCUUUGCAUAUCGCUUGUUCGAAUGCAUCUGCGGCUUGCACUCAACUUCUUGUUUGGUAUAACGCGGAUCUUCGUAUGUUAGACGAAAUGGGUCGUUCGGCAUUAUGGCAUGCACAGACAUCCGGUGCACUAGACUGUGCAGCAAUAUUGUUGAAAGCAGGUUUGGAUCCCAAACAUGGGAUUCCGGAUGGACCAGAAAUGAUCACUGGUUCGCUAUCAUCACGUGAAUUCUGCUACACGACUGAUAAAUUGUUAGCAAAUGAUUCCAAAUUGCAACGUCAAUCAGAUGUUGUGAUCCGACGAAUAUCACCAGGACAACAGCUAAGUGGAACGCCAUCAGGCAUAAAUGGUUUUCAUCGACGGAAUUCAGAUGCUUUCGAACGUUUACCUGCUAGUGUCAUAUAAAACAGCAAUUUUUCUUCGCAGUAUGUGUUCUUUUGUAUAUUCUAUUGAUUUAUUCGUUAUCGUGAAGUGUGAAGUCAGGGUUUCUCGUCCAAUAUUGUAUUCCCUAAUAUUUUAUUUUGAUGAUUUUCCAGAAUUUAAUUCAGUUUAUAUCAUUUCAAGUUAGUCCAGUUUUCCCAAUUUUGCUGCCGUUAAUUCCUUGAUGUAAAAACAAUUUUACUUUCAUGUAUGGUUUUUGCCUAAUACAUGCAGUGUUUCUGAAAUUCUUUUUCUUUUCCG